This is a messenger RNA of Sinocyclocheilus anshuiensis, 1428 nucleotides long. RefSeq names its product phosphatidylglycerophosphatase and protein-tyrosine phosphatase 1-like. The transcript has 4 exons. Gene Ontology annotation, biological process: protein dephosphorylation. The record is from RefSeq and is a predicted model, not a curated record. The coding region runs from base 119 to 670 and encodes 183 amino acids. Gene Ontology annotation, molecular function: phosphoprotein phosphatase activity; phosphatidylinositol-4,5-bisphosphate 5-phosphatase activity; phosphatidylglycerophosphatase activity. NCBI's taxonomy places the organism in Eukaryota, Metazoa, Chordata, Actinopteri, Cypriniformes, Cyprinidae.
ACGUCAAAGAACGAAAAAGAAGAAGAAGAAGAAGAAUAGUAGUUAUGCAGGAGUAGUGAGAAUGAAACUCUUGUGACACGUUUGAAGUCGUACGUGUCGUUCGUUUACACAAGGAACGAUGUCGAGUGUUCUAGCAAGGACUUUAUUUUAUCCCACACUCGCUUACAAUGUUGUCAUGGAAAAGAUCACUUCCAGGCAAUGGUAUAAUCGCGUGGAUCCUACUGUCAUUCUUGGUGCUCUUCCAUUCAGGUCAAUGACAGAGGAGUUGGUCCAAAAAGAGACAGUCAGAGGAGUCAUUACUAUGAAUGAAGAAUAUGAGACAAAAUAUUUCUGCAAUUCAGCUGAGGAGUGGCAAGAUGUUGGCGUCGAGCAGAUCAGACUCAGCACAGUGGACCUGACAGGUGUUCCCAGCCUAGAGCACAUUCACAAGGGUGUGGACUUUGCCUUGAAACAUCGAGAGCAGGGCACCAGUGUCUAUAUUCACUGUAAGGCUGGCCGCUCACGCAGUGCAACUAUUGCAGCCGCAUACCUCAUCAGGCUGCACUGUUGGAGUCCAGAGGAGGCCUGUAAGGUGCUAGCCUCAGUCCGGCCUCAUGUGCUGAUCCGCUCAGCCCAGUUGGAGAUACUGCAGGAGUACUACAAGCAAGUGUGCGGUUCUGAGUCCAGCUAGAAGAUAUACAGUGUACAACUGCUGACAAUAAUGCUAAAUCUGAUAUACUGUACAGCCGUAAUACAUUGUUUUUCCUUGUUUGAGUGAAUAUUUUUCUAUAUAUUCUUUUAAGAAUUUGUGUACUGUACAUAAAAGCAGACUUAAAGCUAUAAUAACAUCCAUCUGGAUCAACAAUUACGUUGUGAAUAAAACAAUAUUGUUGUCAUUUCUAUUACCUCAGAUGUUUUAGACAGUGAAUUUACAAAUACUAUUUAUUUUUGAUUGAGUUAGUGAUGUAAUGUUUUUAAAGUGUUUUUUUUGUUUGUUUGUUUUUUUUUAAUCCAGAGCUUCUGACUGACAUAUUUGUACUGGGAGUUGUUAAAAAACUGCAUCUGGUAAUUUCUGUUUCUUUGUGCAUGUUAUCUAUAAGGCCAUUAUAUUUUAUAAUUGUAAACAAUAGGAAAUCCUGUCUUGGCAGCUUAAAAGAGCCAAUGCAUUUAAUGAAAUUUUUUAUGGCUAUAUACUAUAAAGAAACUGAGAGAGACCAUUUGCAAUACAUUUUAAUAAAUAUGAUGACAGACCUCAGUAUGUGAUGGUCUUUUUUUAGUGAAAUGCAGGGUCAGUGUUUUUAACCCAAGAAGGUGUACUGUGCCAUAUUUGAUACAUGAAUUCAAAUCAAAAUGUUGCUCAAACACCUGUUGUAUACAUCCUAAUCUACUACAUGCUUUCUGCCCUCUGACUGACAGAUUGAUAGUUCAUACGUUUUAGUAAGUAAAAUG